Molecule: messenger RNA, 1814 nt
Organism: Pyricularia oryzae 70-15
Lineage: Eukaryota; Fungi; Ascomycota; Sordariomycetes; Magnaporthales; Pyriculariaceae
Exons: 2
Coding region: 305-1609 (434 amino acids)
Source: RefSeq, a predicted model, not a curated record
GAGCCGCCAUGUAAAUAAACUAUGAUGCCAUAUCGAGUUACGCCUCUGAGAUCCGCAUUGGAAUCUGUGGCUGAUUUUGUAACAUGACACUCGGUCAAUACAUUGGUUGAGCAAACCAUCAAUUGAUACGGAUUCCAUCAUUAUAACUUCGUUACAUUGAACUAUUUCUCUUGGAUACUGAAGCCACAAGAAAACCAGGUACCUGCCUUAGUCUAGCUCGGAUUUGACGAUUGCUCAACGACUUUCUCUCAACACUCCUGUCUCCCACACUUCGGCCUGAAAACCGCAACCUCCCUACCUUGUCAUGGCACCCCGUAAACGAAAGGCGCCGGCAACACCCAAAAGACCCGAGCCAGUUUCUAGCAGCCGCAGACGAUCGACGCGCAUUGGGUCGUCCGCCGAGAAGAGCAAGUACUUUGAAAGCGAUUCCGGCUCCGGCUCCGACUCGGAAGAUGCGCAUGCCCCGAAGCGUGCCAAGAGCGGCAAUGACGCAAAGUAUAGUGGCCGCCGUGGCCCAAAGGUAGAAUCGGACGCCAGCGAGGACGAGUACGAAGCACCCGACGACGAUGAUGACGAGGAGGAGGAGGAGGAGGACGCUGCCGAUGAAGCUUCGGGUGACGGUAGCGAAGAGGAGCAGGACAGGUCUAAGCCGUACAAACCUAGUAAAAAGAAGGGAGCCAAGCCUCCUGUGAAAACAGCGCGGGAUAGGAAAAAUGCCGAUUCCGGUAAUGAGGACGAUGACGACGACGAUGAGGACAACCUUGUCACUUUUAUUCCACAUGUUAAGCUACGGGAGCUUAACGGUGUCGAAUACGCCGAUGAGAAGCUGCAUAAAAAUACGUUGCUGUUUCUCAAAGAUCUCAAGGCCAACAACGUUCGCUCCUGGCUCAAGUCCAACGACGCAGAAUACCGUCGGUCCCUUACGGACUGGAACUCGUUCAUAGAGACUCUCACGCCUAGAAUCGUCGAUGUCGACGAUACGAUACCUGAGCUCCCAGCAAAGGACAUUGUAUUCCGCAUAUACAGGGACAUUCGAUUCUCCAAGGAUCCCACGCCCUACAAGCCCCACUACUCGGCCGUCUGGUCGCGCGCCGGGCGCAAGGGGCCUUAUGCGUGCUACUAUCUGCACUGCGAGCCCGGUGGCAAGUCCUUUGUGGGCGGUGGCUUGUGGCAUCCAGAGGCCGAGUCGCUGCGUCGGUUGCGGGCCAGCAUCGACGAACGGCCGAGGCGGUGGAAGAAGGCACUGGUCGAGGACGACCGACUGCGGCGCACAUUCCUGCCCAAGGCGAAGAAGGGCGACGAAAAGUCCAUCUUUAAAGCUUUUGCAGUUGCGAAUGCCAAUGAUGCGCUGAAGAAAAAGCCCAGGGAUUAUCCUCAGGAUCAUCGUUAUAUAGACCUGCUCAAGUUGAGGAAUUUUACCAUCAGCAAGAAGAUUUCUGAUGAUGUAUUCACGUCGGAUGACGGCGUCGAUCAGCUCAUGGAGAUUUUUCGUGAUAUGGUUGGAUAUAUUGCGCAUCUCAACUCCAUUGUGAUGCCGGAAGAUGGAGAUGAUGAUGACGACGAGGAUGACGAUAAUGCCAAUGGAGAAGCCACAGAUGCUACAGACUAAUCUGUAAUGCUGUCGACAGCACGAAGCUACCACCUGUCUCAUUAAGCCAUACCUGGAUUUCGAUUCUGUUCAAGUAGAAAAUUCAGUAUGUCUUGUCUAUGUGUGAUAAUCCCUGGUCUGCUUUGCCACUUGUGCGCCUAAUAACAUCUAUAUGUAUUGGCUUAUCUGCGUAUGCUGAAGUUAAAAUCUAAUGUUCUUGAUGUGG